Molecule: messenger RNA, 570 nt
Organism: Colletotrichum abscissum
Lineage: Eukaryota; Fungi; Ascomycota; Sordariomycetes; Glomerellales; Glomerellaceae
Exons: 1
Coding region: 1-570 (189 amino acids)
Source: RefSeq, a predicted model, not a curated record
AUGUUCUCUCUACUCUCGAGGUCCGCAGCACGCCUUACGACACGACGACCAGUGAUACAGCCUUCGUCAAUCAUCACCGGACCAAGAUCGAUGACUUCACUGAACAACAGCCCAAGAGCCAUGGUCUCGCAUCAGAACCGCAUGUCGCAUCGCUCGCUCAAAAACGACAUCAAAGGACUUGACAGGAACUCGCAGAAUGGUUUCAAGGCGUUGCAGGAAGGCAUCAAAGAGGUUGACAGGAACUCGCAGAAUGGUUUCAAGGCGUUGCAGGAAGGCAUCAAAGAGGUUGACAGGAACUCGCAGAAUGGCUUCAAGGCGUUGCAGGAAGGCAUCAAAGAGGUUGACAGGAACUCGCAGAAUGGUUUCAAGGCGUUGCAGGAAGGCAUCAUGGCGUUACAAGAGGGAAACAAGGCGUUGCAGGAGGGUACCAAGUCGAUCCAGAGGGGUCUGCAGAUGAACAGCGAGGCAUUACAGGAGGGAAACAUGGCGCUGCAAGAGAUGAACGAGAAGAUGGCAAUUCUUAUACAGCACACCAAGCCUCGGUCGUUCUGGACGACAUUAUUCUUGUAG